AUUGAUAGCGUGGGUUAUUGAACAAGUUUAAAACAAUCUUAAUGGCAUUGGAAUAAGGUUAAAUCAAUUUCAUCUGCUGUUUCUCACCAAUGGCGCAAGAUAGCGAUUGCGAGGGCGAUGAUAGAAACGACGUCGUCUCAUUUCCGCCACGGGCACGGCAGCGCUUCACAACUUCCACCGAAACCCUAACACCACCGUCACUUCCUCCCGCCGGUGACUCACUUCACGCGCCGCCGCUUCCGUUCGACCUCGUGGUGGAAAUCCUCUGCAGACUCCCGGUGAAUUCCCUCUUGCAAUUCCGCUGCGUAUGCAAAUCCUGGAAUUCUCUCAUCUCCGAUCCCAAAUUUGCCAAAAACCACCUCCAUUGUUCACCGCCGGACUUCACCCGCCACCACCUCAUGGGAAGCGACAUCGAGGACGAGGACUCAUACAACUACCGUCUCAAGGCUUACCCUCUCAUCUCUGUUUUCAACGCCGUGCCUUCCGCCGCCACUCACCUUGAGUACCCGCUGAUAUAUACAAGAAUUAUUGAUGAAAUCGUUGGCUCUUGCAACGGCAUCGUCUGUGUUGCCAACCGUCAAGGAGGUUUUGCUGUUUUCUGGAACCCUUCCACUCGGAGAUUCAAAAAGUCCCCACCAUUGCAAAAUCCACGGAUACCUGGUAGUUACACAGUAUAUGGUUUCGGUUAUGAUCAUUUUGCUGACAGUUACAAAGUAGUUGCAGUUUUAUGCUAUAAAAGUGGUGAUGAUGGUCUUUGCAAAACACAAGUGAAAGUUCAUACUUUGGGUACAAAUUGUUGGAGGAUGAUUCAAGACUUCCCUUCAUGUGCCCCUGUUCAAUCAGCAAUAUUUGUGAGUGGCAAGCUUAAUUGGUUGGCAAAUCAGUCUGAAUCUAGGCUUAUUAUUUCUCAGGAUAUGGGGAAGGAGUGUUAUCAACAACUUUUGCUGCCUAAUGAUUAUGGUCAAUAUGAUGGUGGGAAAAAGGCUUUGGAUUUGCGGGAGUUGAGGGAUUGCUUGUCCGUGUCCGUCUAUUCUUUCGAUUCCGGGAGUUGUGAUAUUUGGCUUAUGAAGGAGUAUGGAAGUAAAGAGUCUUGGACUAAAUUAUUCACCGUUCCUAAUCCGGACGGAAGUUUCUCGUUCACCAAACCAUUUCAUAUCUCUAAGGAAGAUGAAGUGCUGGUGGUUAAUGAUGGAAUCGUAUAUCUUUACAAUUCUAGAGACAACACUUUCAAAAUUUUCCCAAUUCAAAAUAUCAAUGAUUGGAUUGUCCCAGUGGUCUAUGUAGAAAGUUUGAUAUCACCUUGUUUUUAAUAUUAGAAUUAUCUCAAUUCAAAACAGCAAUGAUUGGAUUGUCCUAGUGGUCUAUGUAGAAAGUUUGAUAUCACCUUGUUUUUGAUAUUAGGAUUUUGAUGCUAUGUUUGAAGAAUCCUUCAAUCAAUUAACUAGACCUUACAUAUU
Messenger RNA from Lotus japonicus, 1457 nucleotides. RefSeq names its product F-box/kelch-repeat protein At3g23880-like. Bases 90 to 1310 code for a protein of 406 amino acids. The record is from RefSeq and is a predicted model, not a curated record. NCBI's taxonomy places the organism in Eukaryota, Viridiplantae, Streptophyta, Magnoliopsida, Fabales, Fabaceae. Gene Ontology annotation, molecular function: protein binding. The transcript has a single exon.